UCCCUCCCCGACCCGCGUCGUGCCUCUGCACAACCUGUUUGAGCGGAGGAGAGGCCAUCCUCCGGCUCCUCAGGGCUGGCCUCCGGGGAAGCGUCGGGAGCCGACCCUAACGCCUCGUCUGCUGCCGGGGAACGCAGGCCAUGGACCGCUAGGUGACGGCGGGGCGCCCGAGGAGGGACCUGGAGCUCGGGACGCUGACGGGGCUGCCUCGGAGGAGGACCGUGAAUUGCGGCCGCAUCCCUACCCCCGACUAAUUGGGCGUUGAGAUAGAUUGCGUGGGGCACCAUGACGCUGAGGCUCUUGGAAGACUGGUGUAGGGGGAUGGACAUGAACCCUCGGAAGGCGCUGUUGAUCGCCGGCAUCCCCCAGUCCUGUAACGCGGCCGAAAUCGAGGAGGCUCUGCGCGCCGGGCUAGCGCCCUUGGGCGAGCACAGGCUGCUGGGGAGGAUGUUCCGGAGGGACGAGAACAGGAAGGUGGCCUUAGUGGGGCUUACCCAGGAGACUAGUGUUGCUCUGGUCCCGAAGGAGAUACCCGGGAAAGGGGGGAGUUGGAGAGUGAUCUUUAAGCCCCCUGACCCGGAAAAUGAGUUUCUAACCAGGCUAACCGCAUUCUUAGAAGGAGAGGGCAUGACAUUGGGGGAGCUGACCAGAGCUUUUGGGUAUGGGAACGACCCUCUUGACCCAGACCAGAACCCCAUCCCAGAAGCGCGGGCCCCCCUGUUGGCACAGGCGCUAGAUGAGGCUCUUCAGCCUGCCCUGCAAUACCUGAGCUACAAAAAGCUGAGGGUAUUCUCGGGCAAUGACCCCCCAAGGCCUGGCGAAGAAGACUUUGAAUCCUGGCUGUUUCACACCACUCAGAUGAUGAAGGGCUGGCAGGUGUCAGAUGCUGAGAAAAGACGGCGAUUGAUAGAGAGCCUUAGAAGCCCAGCCUAUGAUGUCAUUCGUGUCCUCAAGAUAAACAACCCUUUCAUUAAGGUCCCUGAAUGCCUGAAGGCUCUUGAGCAGGUUUUUGGGCUUAUUAAUAAUCCUAGGGAGAUGCAGAUCCAAUAUCUGAGGACGCACCAGGAUGAGGAAGAGAAAUUGUGUGCUUACAUACUAAGGCUGGAGCCUUUGUUACAGAAACUGCUAAAGAGAGGAACGAUUGAGGGAGAGUUUGUGAAUCGGGCCCGCCUGGACCAAAUCAUUGCUGGAUUAGCGGACAAAUCGCAGCGCAAGCGGCUUGCUCAGCUGGCGGAGAACGGCGUAGCCCCUGGCUUGUUAGACCUCCUGCAGCUGAUAAAGGUUCAAGAGGCGAGUGACUCAGAGAAAGAGGAGGUGGUUCUCCAGGCAAAGUUGAUAGAGGGACAUUACACCUGAGUCUCAGGAAGCCAGGGAAGGACAGUGACAGUCGGCAGGGCAUGGAGGUAGAAUAGUCCAUAUACCACCGUGGUAGACAUUAACCAAGCCCUACCUUGUGAUGCCCAGUUCUCAGUACAAAUCCAUUGUCAGUUGUGUGCCUAUUUAAGGUCUCCUAAACGUAUCGUUGACUAGGAAGACUAGUUCUGCACUGGUGUUUAUAUAUUUAAAUUCACCCCGGCGAAUGUAUCUUCACACAAAACUGUACAGAGUCCUAUCACUGCAUGUGUGCACUGCUCUGAGAGGAAGGCAGGGGUCACGUCCCUCUGCUGACCUGAGCUUACGGAGAUAUCAGCUUGUGUGGUAGCAGGUGCACGUGUCGCAUGUCACGUGAUUAUGUAUCAGCUUGUGGGUGUCUGUGGCCCUCCAUUUAUCACGAUUGUGAGCAGCGGUUAAGACAUUUUCUAUGUGAACCAGAAUUUUGUUGAUUCUGUGCCAUCAAGAGACAGAACUAAAUGCUGAAGUUCACUUUGCGGCUUCCAUCUCUAACCUCAGGUUCCUGAUGUGUGUCAUCCUAUGCCUAGCUGUGAAUAUCAUCUUAAUAGGUGUUAUAAAAUUAUAAGUAUGAACUUAUAAAAUAAAGGAAUGCUGAUGAAAUGA
Molecule: messenger RNA, 1995 nt
Organism: Pipistrellus kuhlii (Kuhl's pipistrelle)
Lineage: Eukaryota; Metazoa; Chordata; Mammalia; Chiroptera; Vespertilionidae
Gene: MOAP1
Product: modulator of apoptosis 1
Exons: 2
Coding region: 286-1356 (356 amino acids)
Biological process (GO): regulation of apoptotic process
Source: RefSeq, a predicted model, not a curated record